Dipodomys ordii (Ord's kangaroo rat) is the source of this 1408-nucleotide messenger RNA. RefSeq names its product casein kinase I isoform epsilon. The record is from RefSeq and is a predicted model, not a curated record. Gene Ontology annotation, biological process: signal transduction; endocytosis; peptidyl-serine phosphorylation. The coding region runs from base 1 to 1113 and encodes 370 amino acids. The transcript has 8 exons. Gene Ontology annotation, molecular function: protein serine/threonine kinase activity; ATP binding. Gene Ontology annotation, cellular component: cytoplasm; nucleus. Lineage: Eukaryota; Metazoa; Chordata; Mammalia; Rodentia; Heteromyidae.
AUGGAGCUGCGUGUGGGGAAUAAAUACCGCCUAGGGCGCAAGAUCGGAAGCGGGUCCUUUGGAGACAUCUACCUGGGUGCCAACAUUGCCUCUGGUGAAGAGGUAGCCAUCAAGCUUGAGUGUGUGAAGACGAAGCACCCGCAGCUGCACAUUGAGAGCAAGUUCUACAAGAUGAUGCAAGGGGGAGUGGGAAUCCCGUCCAUCAAGUGGUGUGGGGCUGAGGGCGACUACAACGUGAUGGUCAUGGAGCUGCUGGGGCCCAGCCUCGAGGACCUCUUCAACUUCUGCUCCCGCAAGUUCAGCCUCAAGACGGUGCUGCUCCUGGCCGACCAAAUGAUCAGCCGGAUCGAGUACAUCCACUCCAAGAACUUCAUCCACCGGGAUGUCAAGCCCGACAACUUCCUAAUGGGCCUGGGGAAAAAAGGUAACCUGGUAUAUAUCAUCGAUUUCGGCCUGGCCAAGAAGUAUCGGGACGCCCGCACCCACCAGCACAUCCCCUACCGGGAAAACAAGAACUUGACGGGUACUGCCCGCUACGCCUCUAUCAAUACCCACCUGGGCAUCGAGCAAAGCCGUCGAGAUGACCUGGAAAGUCUGGGCUACGUGCUCAUGUACUUCAACCUGGGCUCCCUGCCCUGGCAGGGCCUCAAAGCAGCCACCAAGCGCCAGAAGUAUGAGCGGAUCAGCGAGAAGAAGAUGUCGACACCCAUCGAGGUCCUCUGCAAAGGCUACCCCUCCGAGUUCUCAACAUACCUCAACUUCUGCCGCUCGCUGCGGUUUGACGACAAGCCUGACUACUCCUACCUGCGCCAGCUCUUCCGCAACCUCUUCCACCGGCAGGGCUUCUCCUAUGACUACGUCUUCGACUGGAACAUGCUCAAAUUUGGGGCUUCCUCGAGCCAGGCUCAGCCCCGCAACAGCGACGCUAUUGCACCGCCUCGGCCCCUUCCCUGGCCAUGCGCCGGGCCGGUGUGCCCACCCACCUACUGGUGCCCGGCGCCCCUGGGCACCCAAGGCCCCUCAGAUAGGCCCCUGGAGGAGAUGGAGGAGGUAGAAGAGCUGCCUCCCCAAAACUACUGGCCUGUGGUCUGGACUCCAGGGCCCCAGUUCUGACAUUACAAGGUGUGCCUGCAAGCAUCAGGGCCAGGCCUGAGCAGGCAUCCCUUGGGAUGGAGGGGCUGGCAGCCCCCUGAGAGACGGCCUGCCAUUCAGUGGAGAGGGUGUGGAAGAAAAGGCCCUGCGUGGGAUUUUCGGGAAUGAACCAGCUACUGAGAGUCAGGACAAGCCUGAAGAAGGAAUUGUGGCCUUUACCUGGAAGCGUCCUGUGGACACAAGCGCCAGGACCAGGCCUUGUCGUCGUCGUCAGCCUCUGUAUUGACCCUGAACUCAUUAAAGCCUCGCCUCCCUG